GACCGCUGCAGCAUGUCAAUUGAACCACAAACUAUUAAGGUCUCAAAAAACCAAACUGAAAACUACGAAGAAAAAGAGUUCCUGGCUAACAUUGGAUUGCUGGCCACGACAACAAUGGCAGAGAUUCGUCAACGUCAGCAGAAGAAACCUAAAAAACCAAAGCAAGACUGCGAAGAAGAUGAUUUAUUUGUGAAGCGACCUGAUUUUAGCAAGCGGAACUUGAUGGUAGAUGAGGUAGCUAGUCAGCUGAAGACUGAAACAAAAGAAUGGUACCAAAACGAUGGAUGUUCUUCCGAAGAAGAAGGAGAAGAAAAGGAAGAAACGCAUACCAUUUGCUCCAUACCGGGAAAGAGGUUGUACAACUUCCUGCAGCAACUCAGCUCACAUCAGUGGAUCUGGUGCGAGUUCGUGGACUCCUUUCUGGACAAACCGAUCCUGGCCUGCUCCUACGACAUGGAGCGCUUUAUAUGCGAGUGCUGUCCGAUGCUGAAGACCCGCUACCUGCCACGCAGGGGAUGGCAGCUGUUGCGCCGGAACAUGGGAAAGGCCCGUCGAUUCUCGCCAGCCUUCAUCGAACAGGAGCGCCAGGAGAUGGAGCGCUCGCGUCGCAUUGUCCGGCAGCUGCAGCAGUAUCGGUUCAACCACCAGGAGGACGGUCCCUACUUGGAGCUGCUGCCCAAGCGCAUUCCCCUGCCCCUGGCCCCGGAUGCCAAGGUCGUCGGGCUGCUGCAAGGACACUCCCUCAGGGGCAUCAUCGCUGGCCAUGUCAUGGACUACGAUCCGCAGGACAGUAGCUAUCUGGUUCGCUUCUCCAAAAAUGGCACAACAGCCGUGCUCAGUCUGCAGGACUCACGUCUCUAUACGGAUCAGGACAACAGGACUCUGCCAUUGUCCAUUAUGAUGCACGGCAUCAAAUCGGCUCCAUUCAAAACGGAGACGGCCAAGAACGAGAAGUUCGGUAAUAAGAGGUAUACCAAGGAGCUCCUCGAAUCGGUGCUGCAGGUGAGGAAACUAUUGGAUGUUAAGCAGAAAACCGUGAUGGAAAUAUCACAAAUGAACGAGAAUUUCGAGGGCGGCAAGGACUCCUCUACUUCGGGCAGUCGUCGCGAUGCCAAGAUGACACCUCAACGGGAGAAACUCCAGCGUCGCUAUGCGGCCAAUAUGAUAACCCUGCAUCGGGUGAACUCGGAUGUCCUGGAACCGCUGCACACCCUUUACGAGCACCUGGCCGAGUACCAAAAGCAGGAGGAGGAGCAGGAGGCCAAGGGAGGACGUCCCGCCAGCGAAGUCUAUCAGAAGUGUCGCAUGCAGGCAGAACUGGAUCUCAAGACGGUCGGCAGUGAGAAAUCCCUGAAGAUAGAAUCGGAUCGCAUCCGUGAGUUCGUCUGCAACCUACAAACCAUACUCUAUCUCAAUGGCAAGAUGGGUCGCGAGAACAGCGCCGAUAUGGAGGCGGUUCUGGCCGAUCUGAUAUCCCAUAUGAAGGAUAAUGUCCCGCCCGCGCUGGGCGUCCAAUUCGAGGACGCUCUGAUGUCCCUGAAUCCCCUGCGUCAGCAAGUGGUGGCCAUGUUCAAGGCCAUCCAAAAACCGGAACGCUUCCAAAUCACCCAACAGGCUCCCAUGCAAACGGAGGAUGGUGUCUACAACUUUGUGGUCGAGGCACAGCCAGAUCCCCCAGCCUAGGAACACA
Messenger RNA from Drosophila subpulchrella, 1690 nucleotides. Its product is annotated as protein lin-9 homolog. Gene Ontology annotation, biological process: regulation of transcription by RNA polymerase II; DNA-templated transcription; regulation of cell cycle. The coding region runs from base 13 to 1683 and encodes 556 amino acids. Gene Ontology annotation, molecular function: DNA binding. The transcript has 3 exons. NCBI's taxonomy places the organism in Eukaryota, Metazoa, Arthropoda, Insecta, Diptera, Drosophilidae. Gene Ontology annotation, cellular component: nucleoplasm; transcription repressor complex. The record is from RefSeq and is a predicted model, not a curated record.